Molecule: messenger RNA, 1827 nt
Organism: Ilex paraguariensis (yerba mate)
Lineage: Eukaryota; Viridiplantae; Streptophyta; Magnoliopsida; Aquifoliales; Aquifoliaceae
Source: the annotation of a GenBank genome assembly
GGUACACUAUUGUUAUAUUCAAUAAUAUUCUUUCUCUCUCUCUCUCUCUAUAAAGAUCUACCUCUAUCUUUCUUCCAAUUUUGUUUUCCAGAAUGGAUGAACCAAAUCAAAAUGUAUCAAUACCUCCUCCUCCUUCUUCCAAUUUGUUGGAGACAUCGAGGAAUGGCGAAUUUUCAGGCGCAGCAGCGACAUCUAUAUCGACAUCGUCGUCCAAUUCACAGGUUCAAGAGGGAGAUGAGAAUCACGAGCGACCUCAACAGCCGUUAGAGCAACAGACUAGUGCGUCGUAUCACGUACGGAGCUUCCCAACAACCGGUGACGAGGCUUUUUCAUUCCUCAGAAACGAUACUUGGUCUUGUGUCAUCGUCGUCCUCACCUUUUGGUUCUUCGCAUCCAUGACUCUGAUUUUGGGAGUUUACGGAUCGGUAAGGGUAAGGUUGGUCCAAAUUCAUCGAUUCUGAUAAAACCUAGUCCAUUGUUCGUGGAGUAUUUGAAGGUGGAGGAACUAGAUGAUAAAUGGCCUGGGCUAAUGCUGUAUGGGUUUCAUAAUGAUCCACCGCUUGAUGUUGUAAAUACUUGGUCAGAAACACAUGCUACAUCUCUCCACGCCAGUUCUCAUCAGGAGUGGUUACAUUUCUUGAAUGAGGGAUCUCAGAUAAAUGUUUCGUACAGUGUGUCCCCGAGUUCCUCUUCUCUAGUCUUUGUAAUUGUCCAAGGGAAAGAUGGUCUUGCUGAAUGGCUUGAGGAGCCAUCGUAUCCUAAUUCCGCUUUAUUGUGGGAGAUCAUCCAUGGAAAUGGCAUGAUCCAGCUGGCUAUUUCAAAAUCUUCAAGUUACUACAUUGCAGUGGCUAACCUGUAUGCUGAAGAAGUGGAUGUGCAAUUGAACCUCACAAUAAAGGCGUUACUUUAUAAUACAACAGAGGCUUAUUACAUGUGUACUUUCGCUCAUGGUCAAUGUACUGUGGAACUGAUUUUCCCCACUGGAAACAUUGCUAUUUUAACCUCCCCUGGCCCUAGAAAUCGUUCAACUAAGGAUGAGUGGUAUGUUAAACUGUCCUAUGGGCCUCGAUGGAUAUCGUAUCUUGUAGGGAUAGGUGGACUGACUGUCGUCAUGUUACUGGCAUUCCACUUCUCUAACAAUUUCCAAUGUACAAGUGAUAAUAUGACUGGAACUCAAUAUGGAGAUAUGGGAUCUGAGAGAGCUCCUUUGCUUUCACGAAAAGAUGAUGAUAUCUCAAGCUGGGGUUCAUCUUAUGAUUCUGUUUCACAAGAUGAUGAGGACCCGGAAGAUGCAUUAGCUGUAACUUCACUUGAGGGGAAGCCAACAAAAGUUGGUGAAUACAAUAAUAAUACCAGACGCCUUUGUGCGAUUUGCUAUGAUGGUCCGAGGGAUUGUUUCUUCCUUCCAUGUGGGCACUGCGUGGCUUGUUUUGCAUGCGGAACAAGGAUCGCGGAAGCAGCUGGUACCUGCCCUAUCUGUCGUAGAGAAAUGAAGAAGGUGAGGAAGAUAUUUACAGUCUGAGACCUAUACAAAUUUUUCUGACAUGGAAACUGCUUGUUCUCUCCUGUUGGUGAAUGGCGUUAACUAAGAAAUGCACAGAUAAGGCGUUAGAAUAGUUUGGGAAGUAUAAUGGCUAAGCCUCUUCAACAAUGCCAUUCUGUCUUAUGGCAUGGAAAUGCUCAUAGACAUGUCAAGUUGUUUGCAACAUAUAGUCUCAUCAGCUAAUUAGAUCAUACUUCCAUGUAUCUCAUAAUCGACUGAUCAUCAUAAUUGCCUUUUCUUAUAAGUCAAUUGAUCGUGGUAUGCUUGGAUUUAAGUUAUUUUGC